UCUGUACCCGCGCAGGACCGCAGCCAAUGGUUGUGCGCGGCGGGCGGGUCGUUUUAUGCUAAUGCGGGCGGCGCUGCUCCAUUCUCCGUUUCGAGGUGGGCACCGACCGCUAUUUACCUGGUGAAGGGAGGCCGCCCGGUGCUGAGUGGGGGCGUCUGGUGUGUUGGCGCUGUGCCAUAUAUGCGGUAAGUACGGAAAAAAUUGCACAUCGGUUUAUUAUAAUAUUAUAACCUGAAGCCUUUCUGUCUUGUUGAAGGUUGAGUUAUAUUUAUGUUCCUGAUGUCAAUAUGUGACUGCAGUAAAUGAUGUACUGAGGCUGCAUGAGACUUCUCAGGGGAUCAGGAAUGGAGUCUAAGACUGACAGUCCGCCUGUCUGGGGCACAUCAUCUGAACAGGAUCAGACUCCGACUCAGGUACAUUUUGUUCCAGAGAACAGUGCUGUUGCUCAGAUUGUUUACACAGAUGAACAGGAUCGACCACCUCAACAAGUGGUUUAUGCGGCAGAUGGAACGUCCUACACUUCAGUGGAUGGGGCAGAACAUACCCUGGUGUACAUUCAUCAGGCUGAUGGGACACAGGCUGUUUUCACCGAUCAGUCCCAGGUAGCAUAUAUCCAACAGGACACAACCACUCAGCAGGUAACAGUUCUUUUGCCCACCAGUCAGAAUGUAUCUGGUGCCAAUCUGGCAGUUCUUGGCAGUGUGACUGAGACCCAGCAGCCAAUACCGGUGGAAAACAAUUCUCAGUCACAUUUGUCCACACUAAAUCAUGGUAUUCCUCAGGUAACUGAGGUCAGUAACUCUGUGCAGCAAACACCAGACACAUUGGACACAGCUGAACAUGACCUGGACACAGAGGAGGAUGAAGAUGAAGACGAGGAUGAGGAGGAUGCGGACUCAUCUGAUAUGGAGGAUUGGGAGCCAGGUCCUCUUCGGCCCUUUAAUCCAUGUGAUUUAUGGUGUGAGGAUUGUAACACUGCUCACCCCGGUGCAUGCCCCAAGCAUGGUACUCUGCACUGUAUUCCCAAUCGGCCUGUCCUGAGCAGGGCCAGGGCAAGCCUGCCACUUAUUCUGUACAUCAAUCGGUUUGCUGGUGGAAUUUUCUCUAAGAGGCGCAUUCCAAAACGUACACAGUUUGGUCCUGUCGAAGGGCCAUUAGUUAAACGGUCGGAGCUCUCUGAUGAUUAUAUUCAUUUAAAGGUUGCUAUGGGGGUUGGAAGGGAUGAGUCAAAAGAUGGAGAGAAAUCUGGGGAUUUGUGGUUUGAUCUGUCUGAUGAGAACAUGUGCAACUGGAUGAUGUUUGUACGUCGAGCUCAGAACCACUUGGAACAGAACCUGGUGGUAUACCAAUACGGCAAGAACCUCUACUUUACCACCAUCAAACAUAUUGAGCCAAAACAGGAACUCAAGGUGUGGUAUGCAGCAUCCUAUGCAGAUUUUGUGGAGCAGAAGAUCCAUGAUAUAUCAGAAGAAGAACGGAAGGUUCUACGAGACCAGGAAAAAAAUUGGCCAUGCUAUGAGUGUAAUCGUCGUUUUACCAGCUCAGAGCAGCUUCAGCAACAUCUCAACAUGCAUGAUGAAAAGCUAGACUACUUCAGCAGGUCAAAGAGCAGAAGUCGUGGCCGAGGCAGAAGGCGCUUCGGCUCAGGGAGGCGACCUGGGCGCCCGCCGAAGUUUCACAGACAAGAUUCAACUGUAGAUCAGAGUGAGGCACUACAGCUUGCUGUGAAGCGGCGCCUUGAAGACACAGAUGAACCUGUGGCUAAUGGAAUGGAUCAAGAGGAAGACUCGUCAAAUAGCUUAGAGCAGCCAGAAAAUGAUUCGAGUAUUGCUAAUAACAAAACAACCACUGGCCCUGGGGAGGAAGUGCGGCGCAACAAACGCAUACGGAAUGCUGCUCUCCAUCAUCUCUUUAUACGUAAAACUUUUCGACCAUUUAAAUGCCUUCACUGUGGGAAAGCAUUUCGGGAGAAAGAGAAGUUGGAUCAGCACCUGCAUUUCCAUGGGCGGGAGGGCAACUACCCACUGACUUGUGAUAUCUGUAACAAAGGCUUCAUAAACAGUUCAGCACGUGAUUCACACAUGAAGUUCCACUCUGAUCAGAAAACCUACUCCUGUAUUUUCUGUACAGAAUCUUUUGAUAGGCUGGAUCUCCUCAAAGAACACGUUGCAGUUCAUGUUACUAACGGCUGUUUCACCUGUCCCUCCUGUAAAAAACAAUUUCCAGACUUUAUCCAGAUAAAGAAGCACAUUCGAAGCUUCCACUCUGAGAAGAUUUACCAGUGUACAGAAUGUGACAAAGCCUUCUGCCGGCCGGACAAGCUUCGACUACAUAUGCUGCGACACUCUGAUCGGAAGGACUUUCUCUGCUCCACCUGUGGCAAGCAGUUCAAAAGAAAGGACAAGUUGAAAGAGCACAUGCAGAGAAUGCAUAAUCCUGAACGAGAGGCCAAGAAUGCUGGGCGCAUCCACAAGUCAAAGCCUUUCAAACCUAAGAUCCCUUCCACAGACUACGAGAGUUUCAUGUUCAAGUGCCGUGCCUGUAUGAUGGGCUUCCGUCGGCGUGGGAUGCUGGUGAAUCAUUUGUCAAAAAGGCACCCAGAUAUCAGGAUAGAUGAUGUGCCAGAGCUAACGUUGCCCAUCAUUAAACCAAACAGAGACUACUACUGCCAGUACUGUGACAAGGUAUACAAGAGUGCCAGUAAACGUAAAGCCCAUAUCUUGAAGAACCACCCCGGGGCAGAACUUCCCCCGAGUAUUCGGAAGCUAAGGCCCGCAGGUCCAGGGGAACCGGAUCCAAUGCUGAGCACGCAUACGCAACUGAAGGGCACCAUUGCCACCCUGCCUGUGUGCUGUCCACACUGCUGCAAACAGUACAGCAGCAAGGCAAAAAUGGUUCAACACAUCCGGAAAAAACAUACCGAUGUUCUACAGGAUAAUCCAAAUGCACUGCAGACGCUACCUGUACAAACUCCCAUCGUAGCGACAGUCAUCAGUACAACACCAACUGUUGUGAACACGGAUGGAGCAACUGGAGAUACAAUUGUGACAACCGAUCUCCUGACUCAGGCGAUGAGUGAACUGUCGCAGACACUGACAACUGACUAUCGGCCAGCUCAGGGAGAUUAUCAGCGCGUGCAGUACAUUCCUGUCUCUCAGCACAUCCAGCCUGUUCAGGGGCAACAGUCUCAGCACAUCCAACUCCAGGUGGUGCAGGUGGCACAGACGCCCUCUCAGCAGAAUCAGCAUUCCACAGUGGAUGUCAGCCAGCUGCACGAUCCUCAUGGCUUUGCACAACAUGCCAUUCAGGUCCAGCACGUCCAGGUUGCAGAACAGUCCAGCGCCAUGCCCCCUUCAGCCACGCAGAGUGGAAGUGGGCAGCCACUGAGCCCUGUAUCACAGCAGUCACAGGAACUCAGCCCUUCCCAGAUACCGAGUGGAACAUCAACACAAAACCAAGUCUUACAACAGCAACCAACAGCUACUGUACAGCAUGCGUACCUUCCCAGCACAUGGGGAACCUUUCGCAACUACUCUUCUGAGAUUCAGAUGAUGACCAUUCCUCAGACUCAGUACGUUAUUGCAGAGGCUCCUGUGGCCACAGUGAACAGUGGCCAGAUGAAGGCAGUGACACAGACACAUUAUGUGAUAUCAGAAGGACAGACCGAGAUGGACUUGAAGCAGAAUUCAAGACUUGAUGUUCCUCAGACACAGACAGACACAUCCCUACAGCAGCAGAAUGCACAAUUCAUCAUUACCUCAACAGCUAAUGGGAAUGGAACUACUGAGGUGCCAAUCACAAAGCCCUAGCUGGGCACUGUUCCUCUCCGAAUUCAUACCAGCUCCACUCGGAGUGGAGUUGCAACUUGUGGCAUGCAUUUUAUAAAAGGAAAGCGAGAGAGCAGAGACUUAGAUUCACAGCUUUUCCCUCCACAAAUCUCUCCCUUCCCUCAUCACCUACCCUUCUGGAUGAAGUAUUAGAGCAAAGUGCAGGAAAUCAAAAAAACUGUGGUUGCUACUGAUAGUCCGAACUCAGUGAGAUCAAGCUCAUUACCUCAUUGCGUAUGAGUUGGGCCCUGUUUUUAGAGAAAUGAUUGAGGAAACUGAAAGAAGUAAGGUGGGAGAUGAACUUACCAGCUCUGUUCACAAACCCUCACAACCAGUCAUUCAAAUUGCCUUUUGACCAAGGAAGCUGCGUGUCAACAACCCACCAAGAGAGACUGUGCCCCAGACGAACUCUGAUGUGAUUCAGGAGCUUAAAGCUGCGGACAUGGUAUUAUUAAUCAAAGGUCCACUAAAGCUGCACAGAUGGAGGCAGUGGGCUGGAUUCUAAGUGACUAAAGUUAGUGUGAGUUUGUAAGAUGAAUCAGCAGGAAAAUUCAUUGUUGAACUUGUGCCAUUUCCCAGGCUGAGACACUUGCCUCCUUCUGUGGGUUAUGUUGUUUUCUAGGUCUGUUCCCCAGAACGCGACUGGGAUGAGUGUGGUCUGGUCAGCUUGAACCUGAGGCAAAUAUAGCAAGCACACACACAGACCAGAGUAUACAAGGGUGUAGAGGUGUAUUCUCUUCACUCGUAAUACAGACCAAAAUAUUAAAGUUUUAACGAAUAAGAUUUUAAUGCUUAUUAUUUAAAAUAUAAUGUUAAUUACAAACUUCUGUGACUGUAUAAUUAGAGAAGCUCUGUUCUAAAAGUGUUUAAAGAUCAAUAAAAAUAUAAAUGUGGAUUCUGUGACUCUGCUCUUCACUCCAGCACGUAUCCUAGACCAGUGAUUGCUGCUUACCUCCAACACCCCUGUGUGGAAGGAGCCAGGAUACUGCAGAGAGGAGGGCAGGGACACAGAUCCAAAGUAUCCUGGCUCCUUAAAUUACCGUGAUUUGAAAUAUAAUUUCAACCUGCAGAAUAAUCCUGCGUGUCACCUAACUUUUCUUUUGCUGAUGCUGUGAUUUCCUGAAAUUGAAGGUUGGUUCUUUUCCAGUAAGAGAUAUUACAGGAUGGGUUGGGAUGGCACCUUCUUGGCUGAAAUUCUGCUGAGAGUAGUAAGGGCCCAAAACUUAACACUAUUUAAAUUUAUUGUUACUCAUAACUUAUGCUCGUAAAUAAUUCAGUUCCUGGGUUCCCUGCCCUGACAUUUGGGUGAACUGGCACCAAUAAGUGUGCACGCACUCUGGCUUUAGCAACUGGACAUUCCAAACCUCAGCACUUAUGCCAGUGUUAAUGUGGCAAGGUAUUGCCUUAGACCUGUAAAAUUUAUUAGCUAUCAGAACAUUUAUUUGGCAAAAAGCUGUAUAUAACAGAAUGUUACAUAAUUGCAUAUUUAUUAAUGUGGAAAGAGUUGCAAAGAUUUUUAAUACUAUAUCACUCAAAAAAAAUUCACAUAAACUCCCAGUGUUGUCUUGAUGGAACAAUUUGAUCUGCAUCUCAUGACUUGUCAUCGGAUUUGGAGGAACAACAUAAAACCAAUUGGCAAUGUUUGUUGUUGUUGUGUAGACCUUACAAUGGAGUCUACCCUUUGCAUUUCAACAACUUUCACUGGAACAUUUUAAAGAAGUUUUUUAGAGACUGCUUUUUGAUCCACAAAAAAACAUCAAACCAACAACAGAGGUUGGGAGAGUUGAGCAAAAGUUUGACCAAUGGAAUGAGUUUCACAGAGGAGACCAUGAAAUGGAGAAUUGGGGAUAUAAAAUUCUAAUGUGGAGCAUAAAUAGAGCUUUCUGUACAGUGGCCAAGUGUGCAGAAAAGGAAGGGGCAGUGUAACGUACAGGAGAUGGGAAAUGGAGCCUUAAAGCCUUCCCAGGCUUAUCAAGAAACCAGAACAGAAAGGCAAGUUGUGAAUUAUUAAUUCUGAUUUUGACAAGUAGUGAACAUCUGAGGAUGGAGUUUCUGGCAGAGUGGGAUUUGUGACUUUAGAUAAGUUGGAGUUGGGGCUCAAAAUAGGAACCUGGCCAGGUUUCAAUCCAAAUAAACUAAAAUAAUGGAGAUGGUCAGGAAAUGGCAAACAGGACCAUACUGACCUGAAUUAGUGGCAAGGAAGAAAUUAAUACUGACAGAUGACCACUGUAUAACCAAAUAUUUUUUUAAAAGCUGAAAUCUUUAUAUAAACACAAAAAAUGGUAAAUGCUCAGCAGGUCAGGCAGGUUUCACUCAGUGGAGGGUGAAACAAGAUUAACAGCAUAAGAAAAUGGGAGCAGGAACAAUGGAGACAUGAGAUUGCAGAUAAGACCAUAAGAGGUGUGGUUAGGCCAUUCAGCCCAUCAAUUCUACACUGUUCCAUCAUGGCUGAUUUAUUAUCCUCUGAACCCUAUUCUCUUGUCUUAUCCUUAUACCCUUAGAUGCCCUUACUAAUCAGGAACCUAUCAACCUCUGCUUUAAAUAUGACUAAUGGCUUGGUCUCCACAGCUGUAUGUGGCAACAAAUUCCACAAAUCCACUACUGUCUAAAGAAAUUCCUCAUCUCUGUUUUGAAGGGAUAUCCUUGUAUUCUGAGGCUGUGCCCUCUGAUCCUAGAACUCCCCCCCGCCCCCCACCCCCUGCUAUAGGAAACCUCCUCUCCACAUUUGUUCUAUUUAGGUCUUUCAAUAUUCGAUAGAUUUCAAUGAGCUCCUCCCCAUUCUUCGAAACUCCAGCGAGUAUUGGCCCAGAGCCAUCAAACUCUCCUCAUACAUUAACCUUUCAUUCCUGGGAUCAUUGUCGUGAACCUCCUCUGGACCCUCUCCAAUGCCAGCACAUCCUUUCUUUCUUAGGGGACCCAAAACUGCUUACAAUACUCUGUGUUUUCUGACCAAUGCCUUAUAAAGCCUCAUCAUUACAUCCUUGCUCUUAUAUUGUAGUUAUCUCAAAAUCAAUGCUUGCAUUGUAUUCAUCUUUCUUCCCACUGACUCAACCUGCAAGUUAACCUUUAGGGAAUCCUAUACGAGAACUCUCAAGUCCCUUUGCACCUCUGAUUUCUGGAUUUCCUCAUCAUUUAAAAAGUAUUCUAGACCUUUAUUCCUUUUACCAAAGUGCAUGACCAUACAUUUCCUGAUACUGUGUUCCAUCUGCCAUCACUUUGCCCAUUAUCCUAAUCUGUCUAAGUCCGUCAGACUCCCAGCUUCUUCAACACUAUCUGCCUCUCCACCUAUCUUUAUAACAUUCAUGAACUUGGCCGCAAAACCAUUAAUUCUGUCAUCAAAUCGUUGACGUGCAACCUGAAAAGAAGUGGUCCUGUUAGGGCAUAUUUUUGAGAUGCAGUUUAGCAAAUGUUAACCUUCAGCAAUCAGCCUUCAGAUCUGAAUGUGAUUUAUAGAUUAGAUUUAAAAUGCCGCUUGGAACAGGGAACAUCCAAUUGAGAUGUCUGCAUGUACAUGAAUGCAAUCAACAUUGACUGAAUACGACUCGGAGACCACAGUAAUUAAACUCUUUUUUUGGGUGUGCUGUUGGGAAGAUCCAGGCAUUUGAAAAUUUACAUGCAAUUCAAAAGAAGCAUUAUGAGAUCAUUGUAACUAUAGAAAUUGUCCUGUUAUCUUUGUUCUUUAACAUAUAAAAAUGUGCUGUAAUAUUGGGCUGGGACUCUAUCUUAUCUAUCUCUCUGUCUCUGUCUGUAUCUCUCUCGUGACUCCAAAGGCUGCCAGCUUGUGUGUGUCCAAAAUAAAAUCUUUUACGGCUUUUAUAUCUACCAGCUGUGUCUCUUCUGACUUUGUUCACAGUUACAUUUGGGGGCUUGUUCGGGAUGUCGUCAUGAUCCUUUGUGUGGUUAGCUAUCUUAGCAGACCUGAGUAUUUUUUAAAUUAGCACUCACACUUAGAUCUGUUUGGGUCUGUGACCAUGGGAUCAUGAGGUAUUACGAACAUGGUGGAGAGCUGAACUAGUAGAUAUAAAAGUAGAGUGGUGUGUGUGUGCAUACAUUUGUGUUUAUGUAAGAGAUAGACAUCUUUGGAUAAUUUGAGACAGGGCCACCACACCAGUUGUGAAGGGUGGUUAUUGUUCGUUUGGGCCACCAGUGGGGUGUGCUUAUACUCAUUCAGGGAACUGUAUAGUCGCAGAGGCAUUUGCGUGUGUGUGUGUCUACGUAUUUUAAGAAUAUGUCUGUAACAGUUAAAUGCAAAGGGAUACAACUGGCAUUACGAGCUCAGACACACACAAGUGGCAGAUUGCAGAGUAUGUACUCUGGUUUUAAGUAUGUACUGUUUAGUUUUAUCCACUGUUUAUGGGAAUUAGUGUGGAGAUAUUUGAGAGGUUAUAUCCAGAUAUACCUGUUGGGAUGACACCUUUUGACGUCAGGUCAAGAACCCUGAUGACCUGAGCUAGGCCUUGACCCCGAUUACAGCUAUCCAUAAGCCCUUCACUCCCAAAGAAAAGCAGAGCAUUUUGACAGAGUUUCCCUCAUUUAAAGUCGCCUGCAGAAAUGCAGAAUUCUGGUGAAAGCUCAAGGAAAUUAUUGCAGUUCACCAGAGGCAAUGUCCUGAAAAAAGUGUGAGAGUCACUCACCAAAGCAGGCAGAAUCUACAGCAGCACCCUCUCUUUCUGAUUCUGACUACUGUACCGCCAGUGGUGGCCAUCCAUGGAUGUACACAAGAGGUUUAUAAGGGAGCCGGCAAUGUGAAAUGUUAGUGGAUAUGGGGGGUCAGUAUUGAUAGCUGAUCUACCUUUGCCCAUGACUGGAGAGGUGCUGGAGGUGAAACAAUGAGGGUAGAGAGAAUCAGCCCCAGGAACUUGAGGCUGAGGGAGUGCAGCUUCCUGUAGAUUUUUUGGUGUGCCCAAGCAAUGAAGGUUCUGUCCUGAGGAUUGACACACUGAGUAAGGCAGGAAAAGGAGAAAUAAAGAGAAAUAACAAAUAACAAGACUGUGUGACCCACAGAGCAGCUAACAUGGCCCACAGAGAGACAGCAGCCCCAGACAGGGUAAAGUGUGGGAAUAAUGUCAGGAGGUUCCAAGGUGAGGGGCCAAACACAGUCAGGGGCUGUUGGAAGUAGUGUAGUUGCCUGAGGAGGUAGCAUGAUUGAAGUAAAGGCUUACCAGAAAAAGGAUAGUAGGGAAUGGGCGGGAAGACAUUGGUGCAAAGAGGACAACAGAAGAACAUGAAGUUACAGAAAUUACAAGGGUACAGGAAGAAACUACAGAUGCCAAUUUAGGAUUAAUUGUAAAUGUGAAGGACCACUGUAAUCAGGGCAAGACAUUGAGGGAUCGAACAAAACAGCAGCAACAUAUUGCUCAGAGAGCCAAGGGAGAGAUACUCCUCCCACAGCCAGGUGACCAUGGUAGGGAGCUGGCUGAUAAGACAGGUUUCAUUCCCAGGUGGAUCGAACCACAGGUGGUGCUCCAGACGAACGACGCCUGUGUUGGUGUUCAGUCCCAGUGAGGCAGCCAAUGCAAACACUGGGCUCAGGUAAAACCGUGUGACCCAGCUUCUUGUCACCCUCUCAGACAGAGCAAGCGAUCGAGUGUACCCGGUAGCAGUGUCAUUACAGGGAAUCCAAGUGAUGAACACCAACUGGUUGUGUCAGACCUGACCACACCUGAUAAAAGCAGAUCCACAGCAAAAGCUUCAGACACAGAGAGAGUGUGAACAGUGUGUUAUAGCAUAACGGUAACUGUACUCUGUAAUGAAGGCUGGUUGCUGAAGGUAGAUGAUUAGCUGUUUCGCUCAGAACAGAAAAAUGUUCGGUAAAUAGAUGGGAAGGGAUCUCAGUUCCAGCAGAGACGUCAGAUUCCACAACUUUGAUACAUGGCAGACUGAGAAAGAGAAGAAAUGCCAGUCGGAAUGGGGAGUGAAUACAAAUGAACUGAACCCUUUCAAUGGCUGGGCUAGCAAACAACUGGACAGUCCAGACCGGGAUGAGGCUCUUGCAGUCAUUCAAAUAAAGACCACUCCAGCCCAUGCUGUAUAUCGAUGAGAGGCUGGCUGUCAAGAUUCUGACAAUCCUCUGUCACGACGUGGAGUGUGAAUUGUUGCCCGUGAGCCUGAUACAUUUACUUUGCUGGUGCCCCUGACUAGACGGUAACCACUAGUGAGUUUUUGCUAUCAGAGAAUGAGGGGUGAAGAUAAGAAUGUGAUUAAACUGCAAUUGGCCAGUAGGGAAGGAGGCAACAGGCAUAGGAAUGCCAAAGCUGCAUUUUAAAGAUGGUGGUCAAAUUUCUGGAGCAAACUCUACUUGGAGCCUUGUGAGUCGCCAUUAGGGAUGAUAGCAUAGAUGAGCUCACAAUAUAGCAUACGUAAAUGAUUAGGAUGGGUAAUUGAGUAUGUGGGUGUCUGAAGAACAAAACAAUUUUUUCUGCCCUCUUUAAAUUAGAUCUUCCUUUGAGUUUGGCUUUUCCUGGAACAAAGUAAUUUGUGUCUAGGAGGGUCAAGAGGACAGAUUGUUAGGCCGUAUUUUGGAGAUGCAAUAUAGCAAAUGUUAACCUUUAGCAACCAGCCUUCAGAUCUGAAUUUGGAUUGUAGAAUAAAUCUAAACUGCAGCUCAGGUGGGAAAUGCAGCUCAGAACAGGAAACAUCCAGUUGACUUGAGAUGUCUGGAUAUGCAUGAAUGCAAUCAAUGCUCCAUUGCAUAAAUACAACUGAGACCACAGUAAUUAAACUCUUUGGGUGUGGUGUGCUGUUGGGAAGAUCCAGACAUUUGAAAAUUUAUAUGCAAUUCAAAGGAAGCAUUAUGAGGGCAUUGUAACUAUAGAAAUUGUCUUAUUCAUUAACAUAUAAAAGUGUGCUGUAAUGUUGGGUCAGGGGGUCUCUCUCUUUUCUCCUGUGAAUCCAAAGGCUGGCAGUUUGUGUGUGUCCUAAAUAAAGACUACCAUGACUUUUCUACCA
Messenger RNA from Hypanus sabinus (Atlantic stingray), 10775 nucleotides. RefSeq names its product PR domain containing 10 (gene prdm10). The record is from RefSeq and is a predicted model, not a curated record. Gene Ontology annotation, biological process: regulation of gene expression. Gene Ontology annotation, cellular component: nucleus. The transcript has 24 exons. NCBI's taxonomy places the organism in Eukaryota, Metazoa, Chordata, Chondrichthyes, Myliobatiformes, Dasyatidae. Bases 321 to 3809 code for a protein of 1162 amino acids. Gene Ontology annotation, molecular function: protein binding.